AUGCCUUCCAUACGGUCCUCAGAGUCCACAAAGGCCUACUGGGCCUUCGCUGCCCUCGGCCCCUUUGCCAUCUACGGAGUCGUGCUGGCCUUGCUGGGCGUCCCGGCUUUAUACGCCCAUAAAUUCCACACCCUCUGGUGGAACGACGUCGACAAACCCGAGAGAUGGGGCUUUGCGAAGAACCAAGUCACCCCCUUCACGCUGCAAGCCCCUGAUGGCCCGGCCCUUUACUGCUGGCACAUCUUGCCUCUGUCGGUGUACACGCACAAAGAAGCCGACCUUAGCCGGGCAUCGCCGGCCCCAUUGGACAAGCAUGCAUCGUCGGAAGCCUUCAGACUCCUAAGAGAUGAUCCCGACGCGCGCCUCAUCCUGUCUUUCCACGGCAAUGCAGGCCACAUUGUCCAAAACACUCGCGCGCCUCAGUAUCGCAUGCUCACCGACACUGCCCACAAAUGGCACGUCAUCGCGCUCGACUACCGUGGCUUCGGCCACAGCACUGGCUCCCCUUCAGAAGAGGGUCUCAUCACGGACGCCUCCACGCUGGUCGACUACGCUAUUACGACCCUCGGGAUACCACCGAGCCGCAUCCUGAUCCUGGGCCAGAGCCUAGGGACCGCGGUGUCCUCGGCAGUUGCCGAGAAGUUCUCGCGCGAAAAAGGUGUCGAAUUCGCCGGCGUGGUGCUCGUCGCGACCUUCAGUAGCCUGCCGACCAUGUUGGCAAACUACGCCCUGGGCGGGGUAGUGCCCUUGCUCAAGCCUCUAAACAUGUGUCCGCCCGUGCUCCGCUUCUUCCUCCGCUUCGUGGUCGAUAAGUGGAAGACUCUGGACCGCCUCGCCGCUCUGACCGCCCAGACCCGGGAGCGGAAUGGUAGGCUCAGGAUCACAAUGAUCCAUGCGGCCGACGAUGGGGACAUACCAUCUGUGGAAAGCGUCAAGAUCUUCGAAGCGGUAGCGCGGGCCUCGGUCGAGGACGGAAUGGAUGAGACCGUGUUUCUAGAGACAAAGGACGCGAGGACGGAGGUGCGAGGGGAGAAAGCAUUCAAGAUCACCUGGAACGAAGAUGAUAUUACCAUCACGCAUGAACAGUUCGCCUUUGGAGGGCACAACGAUAUCAUGGUCUACGCGCCUGUACCACAGGCUGUAAUGAAUAUACUUGAAAAUAGAGGGGCGACUGGAUCAUCAGCCGCGUAA
This is a messenger RNA of Diaporthe citri, 1191 nucleotides long. RefSeq lists its product as uncharacterized. The coding region runs from base 1 to 1191 and encodes 396 amino acids. The record is from RefSeq and is a predicted model, not a curated record. Lineage: Eukaryota; Fungi; Ascomycota; Sordariomycetes; Diaporthales; Diaporthaceae. The transcript is spliced from 6 exons.